UCUCUCUCUGAGUUUACCUCUUCAAGAAUAAAUUUAACGGAGUCGAGAAAAACUGAUCUAUCAUUUUGCACAGAUGUAAAUAUGACUUCCGUCGAUCGUAAAACGAGGUCUCUUUUUGUUUUUCUUUUUUAUUGUGCUGAUUAUUUAUUUGACAAUCAUAAGUAUUUAGCGAUCGGAAAAAUUCAGUAAUUAUUCGCAACAAUCAUUUGCACAGUCAUUAUGCGCAAACGUUAGAUGUGUCUACGAUGUUCGAAAAUUUGUACAUAUCUAAGCAUACACACAUAUGUGUCGGUAUCCUUGAAAAGGUUAAUCAUCGCAUUAUCCAUACAGGAUAUAUAUAGUGGACGUGUGUGUAUACUUGAAAACGGUUUAGACGCAAUGAAAUAAGGAGCGCACUAAAUUGUCACAAUCGGCAGUCGCCAGUGAUAGCCGUCCACGAACACCAUUCCAGUGAAAACGCUCCUAUUCCAAGAGGAGAUUCUACACGGCACAAUCUUGUCACUUAUUUAUCAUAUUUGAUAUUUUUUUAUUAAUCAUUAUCGAUGUCGACGCAGCUGUCAAUUGUGAUCAUAGUCGGGAGACUUGUAACUCUGAUAUAUUUACCAAAUCGUAAAUUCGAUAUGUAGGAGUACAUAUUAUUUUUAGAGAUUUUACGAUGUUUACUUCGCGUGUACGCGAAACGUACUUUGCGGUGGUGAAGAGGAAGCGAAAAACCGGAGGAUUGCAAGAUCCUGACUCGAACCCCAAUGUCGAUUAACUGAACAAUGUUGGGACCUGGGUAGUGCCUUUUAUUAAUCGGAGUAUCAGGUGGAGACGAUAGAGAUAUAAUACGUAGCCUUUCUAAUACGUAGAAAUUAGGCCUAUUGACUUUGAGAUAAAUUAAACUUCGUUGAAAAGAUCGUCCUCCACUUGGCGACUUCCGUUUUAAUCGCGUUCAUUAUAGUGUUCAACGAUGAAUUUUACACAUGUAUAUAUUUGUUUUUAUAUAAUAUAGUUAAUUAUAUAUAACAAAUAUAACGCACGAAGGCGGUGGAUAUUGAAAAAUUACUGUCGGUACAUUAGUAAUGUUAUUUGUUAGAAGAAGAAAUUCUUCUAUAUACCGGUUAUUCGAUAAUUAGACAAAGUCUAUCUUUUGUUGUACAACCGACUUUCCAUUGCUCUAUUCCUACAGUUUUGCAGAUUCUCUGCAUUAAAGUCUCACGACUCGACACUCAAAAUGCGGAGAUAUGCAUUUUUACAUAGUCUUAAAUGACGAUAUACGAUGCUUGUUCAUAGGAAACAAUGAAAGUAGAAAUGCGUCCCAAGGGGCAAUAACAAUACUGAUUUCCUUUAUGUAUAACUAUCGCAUAAAUGAUCUGCACUUUAUUAUGCAGAUAAAAACUGUCUACUUUAUAUUCGUAUAAUAUGAAAAUGUAAUAUGGCGUAUAAUAUAAAAAAAGACCAGAGUAAAUCUCGCAGAGAUCGUAUUUAUUUACGUAACGCGCGCUUAUUAAGAAACUUAAUUGUUAAGUUUAAGCUUCAUUUCUUGCUUCCGACACAUUACUCACUAAUGCCUGUGCUGGUAUAAUAUCAUAAUAUUUGUAUUACGAGAAUGAUAUCUUAUUUAUAAGAUUGCUCGUUAUCUCCAAACGAUAUAGAUUUUUUUACUUGAUUUACUUACAAGUAGCGCAGUAGCAUCAUAAAAAUAGCAUAUAACAGCUUUAUUUAGUUAGCUGUGAUUAACGACGCUUGCGUGUUCUGUGCUUACUCCUAAGAAAUUUUGUAUCAAUUUUUCAUACAUAUCAAUAAAGAUUCUGUAGGUGUACAAAUUAAUUCAGUGAAUUUUACAUUGCAUUGAGUCGGUUUCUCUGGCGUGCGCUUUGAAAUAUAUAUGUUAUUAAUAUAGUGAUGUUAAUUAUUAUAUACAGAAGUUUAUUAUUACAUAGCAAUAUUAAUUUGUAGUUUUAUACAGCGAAGGUUCGAACAAUUGAAGAAGAGCGCAAGAAAAAACCGAAACAUGACAGGAGCGUCAAAUGAUUUUAAAAGAACAUUUCAUAUGUAAUAAAGUCACAUUCUUUCACAUUGCGAAUCGUAGUAUGUGAUUGUCUAAAAAAGAAAAAAAUGGAAGAAAAGGUAAAUGACACCACUGCCAGAGAACCUUCCGAAGAACAACCUCAGAAAACAGCCGGGAGAAAGAUCAUUAUCGAGGUGGAUGAGGACGAUCCUUGUUUGCAGAAGUACAAACCGCCAGAAAAGACACCGCAAGAAGAGACACAGUUAUUCGGCAAAUGUUUCGAUUAUGAUCCAAGAUUUCAGCAGCAAAAUCAGACGCAGAGGUGCUUCGUCAUGUAUACCGACUUUUAUCGCUGCGAGCACAUCUUAGGCGAAGGUACUGAAGCGUGCACGUGGUUUAAAGAUGUCUUCAAGGCUAUAUGUCCAAACGCUUGGGUAGAAAAUUGGGACGAACUUAGACUCUCAGGUCGAUUGGCCUGGCACAAAUAUAAAACUCAGGGUGCUUUCCCCGGCAGCAAGUAUGGUGAAUAGAAGUCCACUUUUAAAAGAUUGUGUAAUAUCAAUGAUACCGAAAUUAUUCUUUAAAAUUAUUCUCCGGUUUUGUAACAUUCAAUAAAAUGAUUAAACAA
Messenger RNA from Harpegnathos saltator (Jerdon's jumping ant), 2621 nucleotides. Its product is annotated as Cytochrome c oxidase subunit 6B. Bases 2101 to 2523 code for a protein of 140 amino acids. The record is from RefSeq and is a predicted model, not a curated record. The transcript has 2 exons. Lineage: Eukaryota; Metazoa; Arthropoda; Insecta; Hymenoptera; Formicidae. Gene Ontology annotation, cellular component: mitochondrion; respiratory chain complex IV.